This is a messenger RNA of Rhineura floridana, 3319 nucleotides long. RefSeq names its product SECIS binding protein 2 (gene SECISBP2). The record is from RefSeq and is a predicted model, not a curated record. Gene Ontology annotation, cellular component: ribonucleoprotein complex. The transcript is spliced from 18 exons. Gene Ontology annotation, biological process: selenocysteine incorporation. Gene Ontology annotation, molecular function: selenocysteine insertion sequence binding; mRNA 3'-UTR binding; ribonucleoprotein complex binding. Bases 565 to 3276 code for a protein of 903 amino acids. Lineage: Eukaryota; Metazoa; Chordata; Lepidosauria; Squamata; Rhineuridae.
GUUGUUGUACAGAAAAGUCUGUUACACCAAAACAAUUGUCCAGUACAGCAGUACUACUGUCAUCACUUAUCUAGAGCUUUGUUUGCUGUAAACAGCUUCACAAAGAAACAAAACAGAUCAUACAAAGCAGGGUUAAUGGAUCAGAUAAGCACUAAUAAGAGUGAUCAAUGGCCCUCUUUCCAGGCCUCUACAGGUCUGUUCAUCAUGACAAAGAUUUCCUCUACUUAUAAGCUGGGUGGUUCUCACCUCUCCCCAACAGCAGCUGGUCAUGGCUGCAUUUCAUCAGUGCCUCCCUUGUCUUCUAGCCAGAGCUAGUUGGGCUAAUGGCUUACAUGUUAAGUACCAGCUGGCGAAGAGCAAUGGCUGGUGGUAGGAAGGAAGAAAUAGCUGUGUGGAGGACAGUUAGGAGGGGAUAGCAAUAUGUUCUAGCUUGUCCUUGGGUAGACACUUUCCCAUGUCAAACCACUGACAAGCAGAUUACAUGCCCAAUUCCCUCCCCCAGAGGUUGGAGCUACAAGGGGAUGGUCAUACAUAAUCUAAACGGACUUUCCUCCCAUAUUUAGUAUGGUGACAGAGGUGGAACUACUCUUGCAAACAUUUUGGGUGCUUUCCUGGGCUGGUCAGAAUUCAUGUAUUGAAUAUGGCUCGAGCUACGAGGUAAAGGGCAUCAAGUUAUCAGCAGAGGUCAAACCGUUUGUCCCCAAAUAUGCGGCAGUAACAGUGGCAUGGUCAGAACCCUCAGAAGCAUGUGUCUUUCCUAGAUACUAUGCUACAUGCUACCCAUAUGUUCAGGAGCCACCAGUGGAUAAACAACAGGUGUAUAGUCAAGAUGUGCCCUGGGAUACCACCACCUCUCUUUCCCAGUAUCCAUCUCAGAAUCUUACAGGAUAUAGUUCACUUGGGGAAUACACUAGUUCUCCUCAUUCACUUGAUGCCGCACCAAAUGUAUGUGCAGUUACCAACUUUCAGCACGAGAACAACAGCACUAAGUUCUACAGCUCUUCGAAACAGGACAAAGACUCUGCCAAGCAGACUUUUCUUCUCAGAAAAGAGGCUUCAAAUCCUCCCAGGAGGAGACCAAAAGAUCAUGAAUCCAAAUGGGAGAGUAAGAGACCUGAUGGGGGUGGAUUUUCUAGCAGAUCAACAGAGAGUUCAUCUUGUGCAGCUCUGCAUGCCAGAAAUCCUAUUAAAUCAGACAGGCCAAUUAAAGCAUUGAAUGGGAAGUUCAAGCAAAUUCCAAAUACUGAGUGUCUUCCAGAACCUGCCUUUGAAAUUGUCCUCUCAGAUUUCCCAAAAUUGCAAAGCCUGGGAAGUAGCGAUCUGCUGGAACUACAAAAACGUACAUGGGAGCCGUUGGGUUCAGCUGAAGGAGAUAAACUGCCUCUGAAACCUCCAGGAAAAUCUGCCAUUCCAGCUCUAGUAACCAAAGAGGGAGAAGUUUCUCAGAAAAAACAUUUCCCAGCAAGACCAUUAAGUUCUUCAUCUGAUCCCGGAGUUCCUCAGGUAUCUUUGGGUUUCUUCACUGAGACACCAAUGUCUUGGGCCACUGUGCUGUCGCAAACUCCUAAGAGAGUUGUUUCAACUCCAGCUACAGUUCUUGCCAGUAAUCAUUCUAGCAGUAAAGGAAAAGAUAUCUUUCCUGAAGCUCUUAAGUCAGGAACAAGAGAGAAUGCUAGUGACAAUGAACUUGAAGAAAUGGUAGACAAGAAGAAGAAACAGAAGAAGAAGAAAAAGGAAAUCAAACCAAGCAGUGAAGUGAAGAAGGUUCAAGAACCUCCAAGAAUUGAGGAUGUUGAAGAAUUUCCAAACUUAGCAGCUGCUGCUGACAAAAAAUACAAGCCUGCUCAAAAGCUAUGUUGUGCGACACCUAUUAUCAGGGAACAGGCUGAAGUAAUAAUAACAAGGGAGUCUGGGUUUGAGUCUCACAGCGGUCAUCCUCAAAACGAAUUGGUGACUCCCAAGCCAGAUCUACAGUUCGGAAGAAAAGCUGGCAAACAAGUUUCACCUACUCCAAUAGAAAAAAAGAAAAUGCAGGAACCAUCCAAGGCGAGUGGAAAGAAGAGCCAGAUUCCUGUGCAGCUUGAUUUGGGAGGAAUGGUGGCUGCUUUGGAACAAAAACAACAUACAGAAAAAUCAAAACAGUUAAAGCCCGUGGUGCUUUCAGUUGGUGGUGCAGUAACAUUGCUUUCAAAGGAAUCUAUGAUAGUAACAAAAAGUCCACAGUUAAACCAAGGAAAGACUCCACAUAACCCUUUGGACUCCAGUGCGCCUUUGGUCAAGAAGGGAAAGCAGAGGGAAGUGCCUAAAGCAAAGAAACCAACGUCACUCAAAAAGAUUAUUUUGAAAGAGAGAGAACAGCGGAAACAGCAACACCUUUUAGAACAGACGGCAAUACCAAAGGGUGGCGAUGCUGUCCAAGAGGGUGCAGCAUUUACGCCUGAGGAUCAAGUAUUUUCUGAAGACACCAAAACAGAAAGUGCGGAUGAAGCCCCUGCAAACGCUAUAAUUCCAACCCAAUGUAGCUCAGAAGUACACCUGGAAUGUACAGAGUUGAGUGGAUCCACAAAAAUCUCUCUUGUUCCAACACAGCUGAAUUCCAGUCUUCCCAAAAUCCAUAGCCGGAGAUUUAGAGAUUACUGUACGCAAGUACUUAGUAAAGAGGUUGACAGCUGCGUAACAGAUCUCUUGAAAGAGUUGGUUCGCUUCCAAGAUCGCCUGUAUCAGAAAGACCCAGUCAAGGCCAAGACGAAACGCAGACUUGUUAUGGGGCUCAGAGAAGUAUUGAAACACUUGAAACUGAAAAAGUUGAAAUGUGUCAUCAUUUCCCCAAACUGUGAAAAAAUUCAGUCAAAAGGUGGGUUGGAUGAGACUCUGCAUCUCAUCAUUGACUCUGCUUGUGAACAGAAUAUCCCAUUUGUGUUUGCUCUCAAUCGCAAAGCUCUAGGGCGCUGUGUGAACAAAACGGUGCCUGUCAGUGUCGUGGGAAUUUUUAGCUACGAUGGUGCUCAGGACUAUUUUCACAAAAUGGUGGAACUGACGAUGGAAGCCAGGGUGGCCUAUAAGGAAAUGAUUGCAGCUUUCGAGAAAGAGUCAGCUGAAGAAGAAAAUGAGAGUGACUUUGUACACUUAAAAACCCACGAUAGAGAGCGCAGUCAACUAGAUAUUGCUGAAGCACCCCUUCCAGAGUCUGAUGAGGAUGUCCCAAAUUACAUUAAAAUCUGGAAGCGAAAGCUUGAAGAGGAGUAUAACCCUUACAUGCUGGAGCUGGAAAAAUAGUCAACUUCUGAAAUGUUGACCUCAGUAAAUCAAGACUACCUUC